AUGUGGGGUCGAAUGUGGAGCUCCGGACGUGGCUCCGGUAGCAAAUCCGGCGAUGGAAGGGACCCGGAGCGCGAGCGGCGCGUCCGGUCGGACAUCGCGAGGAAGCGCGGCGCCCGGAAGUGGACCAACCGCGGCAUGUCGCCGCCGCCGAGCUUCCAGCGGAGCGAGACGGAAGAGUACGACCACCGCCACACAUCCUUCUCCUCCGCGAGGUCUUCGUACGCCGGGAGCUCCUCGUCCUCCGGCGCGGGCUUUCUCCCCGUGAAGAGGGAGUGGUCGAAGGACGAGGAGGAGCCGGCGCCGGCAUUCAGCAAAUGUGUGUUCAGUGGAGGAGAUGUUCCCCUCAACUACGAAGACAUUUAUGACGACUUCGUCAAUGUCAAGAUGAUGUGUCGAUUCAAUCUUUCAGAGAUGCUCAUACAGGGACUCCUCCGGACCAACCCCGUCGCCAAGACCUCAGUCGACAGCGGUCUCUCCCCCGCCGGCCUCCGCCAGGCCGCGCGCGCCGCGCUCGAGCUCCGCCGCCUUGGUGCAUGCGAGGACGACUGUUGGAUAUGGCCCUCCAUCACCCAGCGCGCCUACCAGGCCGCCGAGAUCAUCGCUGCCGCCAACAGCAUCAACCGCAGGUGCCUGUCUAUCCACAUCGUCGUGGGCUAUGAGUAUGACCCGUCGGUGUAUGCAUCUGAUAAUAUUUCGCCAGACAUCAAACCACCUCCUACUUAUGAUGGUACACCUAACGAGAGCGUGGCGGACGUAUUUGUUCGGGUAACACGGCUCAUGUCAAUACUAGAGACUCAGUACUCAGGGGAUACUGUUGUCAUCGUUUCGCCAGAUUCUGACAACUUGUCAAUUCUUCAAGCUGGGUUGAUAGGACUGGACCUGCGGAGGCAUGACAGCCUGUUCUUUCAGCUGGGUGAGGUCCGAGCCGUUGAUCCUGCCAGUAUACCUGAAUACAAGCAACCAGCCUCUAAAACUUGUAUAUUACUCAAACUCCAACAGUGUUACAAUCUAAAACAGCAAGUUCCAAAACUCUGGGAGGUCCAGAACCUUACCAAGUCAUAG
Messenger RNA from Triticum turgidum subsp. durum (durum wheat), 1062 nucleotides. NCBI's taxonomy places the organism in Eukaryota, Viridiplantae, Streptophyta, Magnoliopsida, Poales, Poaceae. The record is from the annotation of a GenBank genome assembly.